Messenger RNA from Macroventuria anomochaeta, 977 nucleotides. RefSeq lists its product as uncharacterized. The record is from RefSeq and is a predicted model, not a curated record. Bases 429 to 788 code for a protein of 119 amino acids. NCBI's taxonomy places the organism in Eukaryota, Fungi, Ascomycota, Dothideomycetes, Pleosporales, Didymellaceae. Gene Ontology annotation, molecular function: oxidoreductase activity, acting on single donors with incorporation of molecular oxygen, incorporation of two atoms of oxygen; ferric iron binding. The transcript has 2 exons.
GAACGGCUCGUAACACACAUCCACAACUUCGCACGCGAGACGCAGCUCAGCACACCGGAAUGGGAAGCCACGAUCAAGUUUCUUACUGAAGUCGGGCAAAUUAGCAGUGAUAUCCAACAAGAGUUUAUCCUUCUGUCCGAUAGCCUAGGUUCAUCGCUUUUGGUCGACUCAAUCGGUCAAACCAAAACACCCAUUCCAACCAAAGGAACCGUCCUGGGCCUCUUUCCACAUUCAGGGGCCCCCACAAGCACAAUAGCGCCAGUAUAAUACAAGAUGAGAGUGGCGAGUUUAUGUUGGUCAUUGGCACGGUCAGUGAUACGCAUGGCCAGCCGAUCGCCGGUGUCAGAGUAGAUGUGUGGGAGACAGACUCCAAAGGCUUUUAUGACGUCCAAUACUAAAAUCGAAAAGAUCCCAACGGACGAGCGAUCAUGGAAAGGAAUGAGCGCGGCGAAUUCUACUUCAAGGCUGUUGUCCCAGUCCCGUAUCCCAUCCCUCAUGGCGGGCCAGUUCGAAAACUACUCCAGAAGUUGAAACGUCGCCCGUAUCGGCGUAGCCACUUCUAUUUUAUGUUCGAAAAGCUAAGCUACGACCGACUGAUCACUGUACUUUACCUGCGUGGUAAUCCGUACGAGAAGACAGAUGCUGUCGUCGGUUUCAAAGAGCUACUCAUUAUCGAUUUUAAGUCUAUCGCUAACUUCGAAGGUUUAGCGGAGCAGCAUGGCAUUCUGCUUUCCACUACGUUACCAUAUCAAUUGGUCGGUAGGCCUAAGGUUGCACACAUCAACUAGCAUAUUUCAGGUCAGGUAUAUAGUCGUCUUCUCCUAGCUAGAUAACAAUUCAGCGCAGUAUUCCAUCAGUCCGAUAGUCCCACGUUGUCGUUUACCGUACUGCAUCGACCACACUUAAAGAACAAGUAACCCAUCCACCACUACGUUGUCAGGGAAACAUAAGGAAAGAUUCAUGUCUAAAAAGCCUAG